Nicrophorus vespilloides is the source of this 2257-nucleotide messenger RNA. Its product is annotated as ribosomal protein S6 kinase delta-1. Gene Ontology annotation, biological process: protein phosphorylation. Gene Ontology annotation, molecular function: phosphatidylinositol binding; protein kinase activity; ATP binding. The record is from RefSeq and is a predicted model, not a curated record. Bases 112 to 2187 code for a protein of 691 amino acids. NCBI's taxonomy places the organism in Eukaryota, Metazoa, Arthropoda, Insecta, Coleoptera, Silphidae. The transcript has 12 exons.
UUUUCUCAGCUGAUUUUAUAUCAUUAAAUUUUGUUUAUAGACAACAAACAAAUGUGUAACAGAUACAUAUAAAAAUGUAACUAUUUUAAGUUUUGAAUACUUUAAAGAGCAAUGGCAUCCAAAGAAGAUAAAUGGGUGCGAAUAUUUGACAUUCCAGAUACCAAUAAGCACAAAAAGGGAUUUACCAUUUAUAAAAUAAUUUCAAUGUUGUAUCCAGAGAGUUGCCCUGAUGCAAUAACAAAAAUUACUGUUUGGAAAAGGUAUAAUGAUUUCAAGAAGUUGCAUGGAGCAUUAAAGUUAUUACACAAAACACUGAAGAUAAGGGAUAAAAUUCCAUCUAUUCCAAAUACUUCAUUUUUUAAAAGGUUUCAAGAUGAAGUUUUAGAAGAGAGGAAAUCUAUAAUACUCAACUUUUUAGAAUACAUCUCUAAACACUCACAGCUAUUCACCAGUAAUGAAUUUGUAAAGUUUUUUGAAACCAGUCAUACUCCAAGCAACAUGAUAUCCAGCAGUAUUAACUCAAUACGGGCAGAGCUGAAUCUACCUUCAGAGCCUGAAUAUUUAUCAUUCCACUCCCCAGAAUCAGAUGAAGAAUGUACAAUCAGUGAUACAGAUUCUAUAUCUACCCUAAGCAGUAUAAGCCCAUCUAUACAGACAUCUGAUUUUUUGGAUCCUUUUACUAAAAGUUCAGUUACUUUGAAUAAACUAUCUAAGAAAAUGAAUUCCGCGAUGUCCGUGGCUAUAAAAGGUGAUAUUUUAAUAGAUGGUUUUCAAGUCUUGGACUAUCCAACACCACCAGAAACUCCCAACAUUCUAGAUCCCAAUGCGUAUAUUGUAGAGGCUGGCAAAUAUAUAACCCAAGCUUCUGAAUAUGAAGUUGAAAGCAAAUUUGGAGAAGCUUUCAUAGCAUACAAGCAAGGAAUUGAUAUAUUAUUGAGGCACGUUAAAGGUGAUGUGGAUAUCGAUCGGAGGCAGAUGGUAAGAUUUAAAACGGAGAAAUAUCUGCUGAGAGCUGAAAAACUCUAUAAUCUAUAUUUGUCGCCUGAUGUCCAAAUUUUCCAGAAAAUUGCUAAAGAAAACACUGAAGAAUGCAUACAUAGUCCGAUUUCCGAAUUAUAUAAAUAUAAAGUUAUAAAAGUGAUUGAUUCUGGAAUGAUGGUGCUCCAUACAGAAACGCAGUUGUUCUAUUUCGUAAAAGUAAUCCACAAAACAUGCAUCUUCAGUAAAGAUGAUUUAAUCUUGCCAAACAAUGUGCCUUUCAUGGUGAAUUUACAUAACACUUACAACUGCGAAAACGCCAUAUUCUUAAUAUUGGAAUACCAUAACGUUACACGGCUUUGGGAAUUUGUAAAGCAGACUUCGCGGUUUUCGAGCAAAGAUAUUGAACAGCUUAGAGAAUAUGAGACUAAUCAGGUGACUUCAGAUAACGAAUCAGAGUGUAGUUAUUCGGAGUUAUUUUAUGAGUGUGCUGCAAGUAAGAAUGCAACAUCGAAUAAUUCGGUAAAUACCGAUGAAAUUUUAACGAAAUCACAAGAAUUGAUAAUUUCGGUCGAUGCAGCGCUUAAGAAAAAUUCCGAAUUAAAAAAGAAUGUACAGCACUUCGAAGGCAGUUUCGAAUUCAUUAAUGUUUCUAGUCAAAGGAGGUCGAGCAACGCGUCGACUGUUCCCGAGGUAUAUGAUGAUUUUGGGGAAUUCACACAAAUUCCAAUAGAUAAUAUUAUUAAAUGGUCAGCGCAAUUAUUAAUAUGCUUAGAACGUUUGCAUAGAAUUGGUAUUGUUUGUUGCGAUUUACAAAGCAAAAACUUGCUGAUAGAUGACAAAGGAAAUCUUCUUUUGAGUUAUAUGUAUCAAGUGAAUGGCAAAAGAAUUUUUAACUACAAAGGCAAUUUGCAUUUGGCUCCAGAAUUAUAUAAAUUUGAUGGAGUUUCAACUGCUGCAGAUUGGUGGUCUUUCGGCACAAUUCUUUACGAAUUGCUCGUGGGAAUUCCAAUUGCGAAAAUGCACCCAGAGGGAAUUUUAAUUUAUACUUUGCUCAGAAUACCGAAAUACGUUUCGCCGGAAGGGAAAUCAUUAAUCAAGCAGUUGCUAAAUUGCGAUCCAAAAUAUAGGCUCGGAAGUGGACUUAGCAGCACUGAAGAAAUUAAGUCACAUCCAUUCUUUAAUUCUAUUAAAUGGGAUGAUAUAUAAAGUCAAUAAUAAUAUAAUAUUACUACAAAUGGUUGCACAAUAGAAUAAAGCUAAUGCAUAUUAAAUAAAU